Messenger RNA from Trichosurus vulpecula (common brushtail), 1887 nucleotides. RefSeq names its product transmembrane protein 139 (gene TMEM139). NCBI's taxonomy places the organism in Eukaryota, Metazoa, Chordata, Mammalia, Diprotodontia, Phalangeridae. The record is from RefSeq and is a predicted model, not a curated record. Bases 149 to 787 code for a protein of 212 amino acids. The transcript is spliced from 3 exons.
UCAAGAAGGGGAAAAAGUAAGGGUGUCCAGCUGAGAUAAGAACGCUAGGGACUGGGGCAGAGGAAAGGGGUGGGGCUGAUGGACUCCUCCCCUAAUACCACCUGAUUUCAGAAGAGACUGGCCAAAGACAGGAGCCCAGGCAAGGGCAAUGUUUCCAGGACAAGUGUUGGGGAGAUUGGUGAAGCCAUUGAUCCUCUUGUGCUGUGCCUCCAUUUUCCUAGGGUUAACCCUGUUGGGUCUGCCCUCCAACAUCAGACCUCUUGCUUAUUUCCUCCUCGCCUUAGGUGGACUUUUUUUCCUUAUCUGCCUCCUCUUUUGCUUCGUGGAAUGGGGGGUCCAGGCAGUGCAAACGGAUACCACUGAGGCCUCGAGCUCAGCACGGGACAAUGCAGCCUUUGAAGUACCAAGCUAUGAGGAAGCUACAGUAUCAACUCAGGGUCCCAACUCAGAUUUGGGUGAGCCCCCUCCAUACAGCACUGUGAUCUCCUCACAGCUUCAGGAAGAGGCAUCUAACCAUUUGCCAGGACUCACAGGAGCUAGAACAGGCAGGCGGGGAAGAUCAGAUGGUACAAUGACCCACACAGAAGGCUUGGGCACCUCAAUCAAUCUACAGCUUCAGGAACACCCAAUAGGAUCUGAAACACCCCCACUGCAAAGCUUGCCACCUGUGGAGCCUCUUACCCCACCCCCAGAAUAUGAGUUCACACCUAGUAACCAUGAUCUCAAUGAUGACAAUGUUUUCAGUGAUGACAGUGUAUUCUAUGAGGAGGGCUGGACACCUCCUUAAACCUGUGUUCCUUGGACAUAUAAGAUUUCCCCAUCGGUGAUUUUCUUUACCUGGAUAACCUGAUCAGGGACUGGUACCUGUCAAGAGGAAGAGGCCAUCAGGGUGGAAUUCCUCUUCCCAGAGACAUGAUAUGACUGGCACCUCUAUUAUGUGUCUAUGUUUUGUACUCAUGGUGGCGGGGUCGAAAUGCCUCCCCCUGUCCUCCUCCCUUAAUCAACAUUCCCCUACCAAAAGCUGGAUGAUGGGAGUGGACUGGGAAAACCAGAGAGAAAGGGGAAGUGGGGCUGCUGUAUAUCUUCCCUGCCAUUCUCUAAUUUCACAAGAAGGAGAAGGAGGAACUGGAUUUAAAACCCAAACUCAUAACUGGUUUUGACCUUGGACAAGUCACCUAAUAACCAAACACCACAGUUGGAAGUAACUAUAGAGGCAAGCUAGUCUGACCUUAUCUGAGUAGGAAUCUAGGAAUCUUUUCACCAACAUCCCUGGCAAGAAGUCAUUCAGCUUCUCCUUGAGGACCUCCAGUGAAGGGUACCCCACCACCUCCUGAAGCAGCCCUUCCCACUUUGGAACAGUUCUCAUGGUUUACAAAGUCCUCCCUUCCACUGAGCCAAAAACUGCCUCUCUCAAACUUCCGCCUAUUGUUUCUGGCUUUCCUUUGUAUCCAAUCAGUUAGCCUAAUUCCUCUUCCUUAUAACCCAUCUCAGACUAGGUAACCAUCACAUUCUCCCUUCCAGUCUUUUUUCCCCAGGCUAAACACUGCUUAUUUCCUCAGCUGGUGCUCAUUUAGCACAUUCUCCAAUCUUCUCACCAUGCUAUUUACUCUGUAGAUGCAAAGUUUGUAAAAAAUCUGUCGUAAAAUCUUGUCCUCAGAACUGAACAUGAUACCCCGGAUGUGAAUUAAGCAGGGCAGAGUACAGAGAAUGAUCACCUCUCUUGUUCUGACCUCUCUACUUCUAUUCAUUCAAUCUAAAAUUCCAUUAACUUUCAUGACUUCUGUGUCACACUGUUGAGUCAUAGAGCUUGCUGACCUCUAGGACAUCUACAUCUUUUUUUUUUUAACACAAAAUUGCAAUUUCUUCCUUCUUUAUUUGAUUUUUUGA